UGGUCAUCGCGGUGCCUGCCUGGCAGCGCGGCCGCGGGUUAUAUAAAGCCGCCACCCGCCGGCCUCGCCGCGGCAGCCAACCCGAGGUCGGUCCAUCUCAAUCCACCCACAGCUCCCCGCUCCUACCCAGAUCUCCCGGACCCGUUCAGCGCCAACUGUAGCGUCGGCGAUGGCCAGCACGGCGGCGGAGCAGCCGGCGCAGGAGCAGCAGGCCAACGGCAACGGCGAGCAGAAGACGCGCCACUCCGAGGUGGGGCACAAGAGCCUGCUCAAGAGCGACGACCUCUACCAGUACAUCCUGGACACGAGCGUGUACCCGCGGGAGCCCGAGAGCAUGAAGGAGCUCCGCGAGAUCACCGCCAAGCACCCCUGGAACCUGAUGACAACGUCGGCGGACGAGGGGCAGUUCCUCAACAUGCUCAUCAAGCUCAUCGGCGCCAAGAAGACCAUGGAGAUCGGCGUCUACACCGGCUACUCCCUCCUCGCCACCGCGCUCGCCCUCCCCGAGGACGGCACGGUCAGCUCAUCCCUUCCCUCCCUCCCAGAUCUGCCUUCCCUGUUCCUGAGCAUCAGCAGCAGCAGCCCACUGAUUUCCUGGCUCGGCCCGCAGAUCUUGGCCAUGGACAUCAACCGCGAGAACUACGAGCUCGGCCUGCCCUGCAUCGAGAAGGCCGGCGUCGCCCACAAGAUCGACUUCCGCGAGGGCCCCGCGCUCCCCGUCCUCGACGACCUCAUCGCCGACGAGAAGAACCACGGCACCUUCGACUUCGUCUUCGUGGACGCCGACAAGGACAACUACCUCAACUACCACGAGCGGCUGCUCAAGCUCGUCAAGCUCGGCGGCCUUAUCGGCUACGACAACACGCUGUGGAACGGCUCCGUUGUGCUCCCCGACGACGCGCCCAUGCGCAAGUACAUCCGCUACUACCGCGACUUCGUGCUCGUGCUCAACAAGGCGCUCGCCGCCGACGAGCGCGUCGAGAUCUGCCAGCUCCCCGUCGGCGACGGCGUCACUCUCUGCCGCCGCGUCAAGUGAGCGUGGCCAGGCCCGGCUGCCACCCCCCCCCCCCCCCACCGGCCACCGCACCGACGGCCGCCGCCGCCCGACUCCAAUCAUAGACGACGCGCAGCAUCAAUUAAUUAUUCACCGUCUUUCUUUUUUUGGCUCUUUCUUGGCCCUGUAAUCUUGGAAACUGUCAUCAUUUUCAUGCGUAAAUGUCGAGACUAUAAUAUAAAUUUCAUAGUACCAUGAAGAUCCUGCGUUUAUGCUU
Molecule: messenger RNA, 1271 nt
Organism: Panicum virgatum (switchgrass)
Lineage: Eukaryota; Viridiplantae; Streptophyta; Magnoliopsida; Poales; Poaceae
Product: caffeoyl-CoA O-methyltransferase 1
Exons: 4
Coding region: 170-1036 (288 amino acids)
Molecular function (GO): S-adenosylmethionine-dependent methyltransferase activity; O-methyltransferase activity
Source: RefSeq, a predicted model, not a curated record